Messenger RNA from Penicillium cosmopolitanum, 2958 nucleotides. RefSeq names its product cleavage polyadenylation factor subunit RNA14 (gene rna14). Gene Ontology annotation, cellular component: nucleus. The record is from RefSeq and is a predicted model, not a curated record. The transcript has 7 exons. Gene Ontology annotation, biological process: mRNA 3'-end processing. NCBI's taxonomy places the organism in Eukaryota, Fungi, Ascomycota, Eurotiomycetes, Eurotiales, Aspergillaceae. The coding region runs from base 1 to 2958 and encodes 985 amino acids. Gene Ontology annotation, molecular function: protein binding; mRNA binding.
AUGUCGGACGACCAGGCUGAACAAGCCUUUUUCCAGGAUCAGGCGAUGAACGUGGAAUCCGAAGAUCAAGAUGUGGUCAAAGAAGAAGUCGAAGCCAAUGCUGAUGACCAAGAAUAUGACCCAAUGAGCACACUCGACGCCGAACAGCAGACGGCACACCAGGACGAAGCGACCACCGAGACACCCACCUUCAACCCACACGAUGCUUCACACUUAGCCACCAGUCUUCCGAAUGACAUCGCAGAUGCUUCACAGGAUCUUUCGCACGAUAAGUCUCAGACGUCUACACCUGCGCCACCCGUGGGUGUAUCUGCGCAGCCCCAGACCAGAACUAUUGGGGGAUUCGAGGUCGAUGACGAGGACGAGGACGAACAAGAAGAGGUUGAAGAGCAAGAAGAACCAGAAGAACAGGAAAAAGACAAAGAAGACAAAGAAGACAAAGAAGAAGAGGAAGAAGAGGAAGAAGAGGAAGAAGAAGAAGAAGAAGAAGCAGACUACGAGCCUCACUAUGAGCCUCCGGCUGCGCUGGGGGUUGAUGACACAGAUGCCAUGACCAUGGCUGAAGAUCCAAGUUCAGGAAAUGCAAUUCAAAACACUUCCCUUGAUGUAUCAUCGCAAGAGCCCAUGCAGGGCUCUGCCAGCAUGCCAGAAGUUGCCAAUAGUUCAUAUUUUCCUGCUCAUGUUCCCAAUAUCGAUCUUUCUGCUUCUGAUCAAGCUCAGUGGGCUUCGCGGGAAGCGAGCCUACAGAACAGUACCGUUCCAACUCCUGUACCUGACUCCCCCUCGACUACAAAAGGUCGUCUGCCCUAUGACCGUGUUGGGAUCCUACAAGACCGGCACCGAAAUCGCAAUCGGUUGGAUAGCGCUCGUGAGGUAUACGAGGCAUUCCUGAAGACGUUUCCUAUGGCGGCCGACCAAUGGGUUGAAUAUGCCACGAUGGAGUCUGAGCUGAAUGAACUCUUCCGUUUGGAGCAGAUCUUCAACCGCAUACUUAUUACCAUGCGCAGCGUCAAUCUUUGGUCCGUUUAUCUGGAUUAUGUCCGCCGUCGGAACCCCCUGUCCACGGACGCCAAUGGAGAGUGCCGACGAAUCAUUUCAUCUGCAUAUGAUCUUGCCGUCCAAUACGUUGGCAUGGACAAAGACAGUGGUAACAUUUGGUCCGAUUACAUUGAGUUCAUCCGCACAGGUCCAGGAAAUGUCGGCGGCUCUGGGUGGCAGGAUCAACAGAAAAUGGAUUUGCUGAGAAAAGCCUACCAGCGAGCCAUCUGUGUUCCCACGCAAUCCCUGAAUACUCUGUGGAAGGAGUAUGACCAGUUCGAAAUGGGCCUCAGUCGACUUACGGGUCGCAAACUUUUACAGGAACAAUCGCCGGUGUAUAUGACCGCACGGGGUGCUUAUACCGAAGUACAGAACAUCACUCGAGGGUUCGAAGGUGACGUUGAAUUUGCCCACCAGGUGGACGUGUGGAAGCGUUGGAUUGCCUGGGAGAAAAGUGAUCCUCUGCUUCUUAAAGAGGACGAUGAUGCGGCCUUCAAAGGUCGCGUGACCUAUGUGUACAAGCAAGCUUUGAUGGCUCUGCGGUUUAUGCCUGAAAUAUGGUUCGAAGCUGCCGACUUUUGUUUCCUGAACAACAUGGUCAAUGACGGGAACGACUUUUUGAAGCACGGUAUCGAGGCGAAUCCCGAAAGCUGCCUGCUGGCCUUCAAACAAGGCGAUCGCAUCGAAAUUACGUCCGACUCGGAAAGCGACUCUGCUAAACGAGCCGCCAAAGUACGGGAGCCCUAUGACAAGCUCAUCGAUGCGCUCUACGACUUGUCCAGCAAGGUGCGGGACCAGGAGAGUCAGGAUAUCUCUCGUAUUGAGGAGACAUUUGCGAAAGAGAACCCCAAUCACAAGCCGGCACAAAAUGACGAUGACGAAGAUUUUCAAGGCGAGGCAAAAGAGAAUGUGGCAGCUAAGAAAGCGCAGAUCGAUGCGGUGAAGAAAUCUUACGCCACCCAACUCACGGAUCUCUAUAAGACUGCUUCUUUCGCCUGGAUUGCGUUGAUGCGCGCAAUGCGUCGUAUCCAGGGCAAGGGAAAGCCGGGUGAAGUCGUCGGAUCUCGACAGAUCUUUGCAGAAGCUCGAAAGCGUGGUCGUAUCACCAGCGAUGUCUACAUUGCCAGUGCGCUCAUGGAGUAUCACUGCUAUAAGGAUCCUUCGGCCACCAAAAUCUUCGAGCGUGAUGCUCGAGCUGUAUUCGAGACGACAGUCAGAAGAUUGGCCUCUAACCCCGAAAAUGUGCAUAAAGCCAAGCCCAUUUUCGCCUUCCUUCACGAAUAUGAGUCUCGAUAUGGAGAUUUGGUCCAAGUGAUCAAUCUGGAGAACCGCAUGCGCGAGCUUUACCCCGAAGAUCCUUCGCUGGAUCAGUUCUCGCACCGUUACAUCACACCCACAUUCGAUCCGAUAUCUGUGCGACUAAUCUUCUCGCCAUCACAGACCCAGCCCAAGACAGUGAACCGUGGCUUUAUAUCGCAAAUCCAAACCUCCCCGGCACCAGGGCAAGGGCAACUUGAUAUGUCCUUUAACUCACCAAAGCGACCCUACCCCGGCGAGGAUUUCGAUUACGACUCUGAUCGUCCCCGCAAAUUUGUUCGAGCCGAGUCGCCGCUCAAGGCCGCCCAAGGCCGCCGCCUUGACCAACAGAAGCGAGGACAGCCCAUCAAUGGACAAGUCACGUCCCACUACAAACCACAAGGAUCUCCGACGCCCUUACCCCGAGAGGUGGUCCACCUACUCAGCAUCAUCCCCCAUGCAUCCGCAUACAACAUUGCGCGCUUGUCUCCAGAAAAAAUGAUCGAUCUCAUUCGCCGCACCGACAUCCCGGCUAGUACUUCCCAGAUCCCGCUCCCAGCCAAUGCCAGAGGGCUCGGUGCAGCCCAGGGUGGGAUGAAUGCAUAUGGAGGUGCUUAUCGCUGA